GAAUGAGCCGGUUCCUCACUGACUCUGAGUGCGGGACACGAGAAACGGCUUUCCGUGCGUUUCGUUCGUUUUCUUAUUUAUAUCGUAGUGUAAUAUUUAUGGUGUUGGUCUUCUUUAUUUAUACCCGUUAGAGCUGUUUUUGUGAGCCGUUCGUGUGAAGGAUAAAGCCGAGUGCAUUUUUCAUUCAUUUUCUGGAUCUUUCUGAAUAAAGAGGAAGCGACCCACCGCCGAGACCGACGGAGGAAAGGAUUUUUACGAGCCAUUUUCAGAGAAUGAGCAGGACCCCUGGCAAACCAGAGAUGAGCCGUUUCAACAUUUCUCCCGAGGAAGACAGCAGCAGUUCCAACAGCAAUGAGUACCAGGUUUACCUUGAAAAGAAAGUCCCCCUGACCAGUCAGUAUACGGACGUGGAUGCUGAGAGCCAGAACUUCCUCCCUAAUUUUCUGGGACCUAAGAAGAAGUAUGAAGCAGAAUACCACCCUGGCACCGCCUCCUUUGGGAUGUCUGUCUUCAACCUGGGCAAUGCCAUCAUGGGCAGUGGAAUCCUUGGCCUGUCGUACGCCAUGGCCAACACUGGCAUCGCGCUGUUUGUCAUUCUGCUGGUAGCUGUGUCCAUAUUCUCCCUCUACUCUGUGCAUCUGCUCCUCAAGACUGCCAAUGAAGGAGGCUCUUUGGUCUAUGAGCAGUUGGGCUACAAGGCUUUUGGCUUACCAGGGAAGCUGGCAGCAUCCUGCUCUAUCACCAUGCAGAACUUCGGAGCCAUGUCCAGCUACCUCUACAUUGUGAAGUACGAGUUACCGAUUGUCAUCAAAGCAUUCGUCGAAAACAGUGAAGGGGAAUGGUACAGUAACGGAGACUACUUAGUGCUGCUUGUGUCUCUCAUCAUUAUUUUACCACUCUCGCUGCUAAAAAAUCUGGGCUACCUCGGCUACACAAGCGGAUUUUCGUUAUUGUGCAUGGUUUUCUUCCUAAUCGUGGUGAUCUACAAGACGUUUCAGAUCCCCUGCCCACUGCCCCUGGAUGCCAUCAAUAUGACAGUGAACAGCACAGUGGCACACAUUAACAGCACAAUCUGCACGCCCAAGUACUUUGUCUUCAAUUCACAGACGGUAUAUGCUGUUCCCAUUAUCACCUUUGCUUUUGUGUGCCACCCAGCCAUUCUGCCCAUGUAUGAGGAGCUCAGAGACCGCUCCCAUAAGAAGAUGCAGAACGUUGCCAACGUGUCAUUUUUCGCCAUGUUUGUCAUGUAUCUGCUGGCUGCCCUGUUUGGCUACUUGACCUUUAACGAUGCCGUUGAGUCUGAGCUCCUGCACACAUACUCCAAGGUGUACAGAUUCGAUGUAGUGCUGCUGAUUGUGCGUCUGGCCGUGCUGACUGCUGUCACUCUUACUGUCCCUGUGGUUCUCUUCCCUAUCCGUACUUCAGUGAACCACCUGUUGUGUGCCUCAAAAGAGUUCAGCUGGAUCCGCCACACUAUAAUCACUGCCGUUCUGCUGAGCUGUGUCAAUGUGCUCGUCAUCUUUGUCCCCAGCAUCAGGGACAUCUUUGGAUUCAUCGGUGCUUCUGCUGCUGCUAUGUUGAUCUUCAUCCUGCCUUCUGCCUUCUACAUCAAACUGGUGAAGAAGGAGUCCAUGAUGUCAGUCCAGAAGAUAGGGGCAGCCAUGUUCCUUGCCAGCGGUUUCAUCGUCAUGUUCGGUAGCAUGACACUGAUCAUCCUGGACUGGAUCCACAACGCUGCUGGUUCAAAGGACCAUGACAUUGGUCACUAAGCAGCGUGGCCCCAGCGCGAGUGACAGGCACGAAGGACACGUCUCCAGUGGCUCUGAGCCGCUGUCCAGCCCGUCACUUCUCUGAUCAC
This is a messenger RNA of Pygocentrus nattereri (red-bellied piranha), 1858 nucleotides long. It is a transcript of the gene slc38a2, whose product is annotated as solute carrier family 38 member 2. Lineage: Eukaryota; Metazoa; Chordata; Actinopteri; Characiformes; Serrasalmidae. The record is from RefSeq and is a predicted model, not a curated record. Gene Ontology annotation, molecular function: L-glutamine transmembrane transporter activity. Gene Ontology annotation, biological process: amino acid transmembrane transport; L-glutamine transport. The transcript is spliced from 16 exons. The coding region runs from base 273 to 1769 and encodes 498 amino acids.